Molecule: messenger RNA, 1993 nt
Organism: Astrephomene gubernaculifera
Lineage: Eukaryota; Viridiplantae; Chlorophyta; Chlorophyceae; Chlamydomonadales; Astrephomenaceae
Source: the annotation of a GenBank genome assembly
CUGCGGAUGCGUCGGCAACUCCUGCAGCCGCUGCACUCGGCGCGGUUGCAGCUGAUGCAGCUGGUGCCGAUGCCGGUAUCAUGGCAGUCCAGGCGGUGGACUCCUUGGGAGCUGCCGCCACCGCCGCCACCACCACUGGUAUCGCUGCCGCUGCCGCCGUGGCUGCUGCAGACGAGUCAGCUGCGGCUGCGGCGAAGGGCGAGCAGGCUGUCAGGGAGGUGGAGAUGGCGGAGUCAGCGGCGGUGGAGGCGGAGGAGGCGGCCGGGGUGGCUGUUGGAGUGACGGAACGUGCUGAACUGGAUGAGGCUGACGCCGCCGCCGCUGAUGGCCGCAGCGAGGCUAGCGAGGCUGACGUCGCCGCCGCCACUGUUGCUACUGACGGCGCCGCCAUGGAAGGCCUGGGCGCCGCCGUACUGCCGGCGCCGCCGUCGUUGGUUUCAACGCUGCGGACGGCGGCGGUGGAGGCGGCGGCGGCGGCGGUGGAGGCGGCGGUGGUGGUGCCGGCGGCGGUGUCGCUACCGGCAGCGAUUGUUGAGGUGACCGGCUGUAUGGUCCAAGCGGGCGGCUCUGAUGCCGCUGCGACGGCUGCCGUACGAGGCGGCGGCGGCGAGGGCACGGAGGGCGCCGCAGCCACUGGGAUCGUGCCACCGGCGGAAGCGGGAGUGGCGGCGGAGGCUGGUGAACAGGAGUCACCGCUGUCAGUUGUUCCGACGGCUCUGUCGGAGGCGGCGGUGGUGGAGGCAGCCGAUGCGGCGGCGGUGGAGGCGGAUGACGUGGCGGGAGAGCCGGCUGUCCGUACGGCGGCGGCGGCCGCGGGUGGUGCUGACGCAGUUAUUGAUGAUGAGGGUGCACUGCAGACGUCGGCCGCCCUAGCUGCAGCGGCUGACGUCACCACCACCGCCAUCCUCGGUGCCGUGGGAGGAGCUGUGGGGGAGCUGUCCGCCGCCGCUACCGGGGCCGCCCGUGAGGGGGAGCCGCGGACGGAGGAGGAGGGGUCGAGCAGCUGGGCGGUGGCUAGUGAGGAGGCGGAGGAGGAGGAGGCGGAGGAGACAGAGAAGGAAGAGGUAGGGGAGGAGGCGGCGGCGGAGGAGCAGCCUGCCGCCAUGAGUGAGAGCGCUACCGCCGCCGCCGCCGCUCCUGACGCCGCACCGGUGCCCGCUGCGGUUGAAGAGGCGAUUGUGGCGGUGGCUGCGACUGGGGCUGAGGAGUCUUCGGGAGAAGAGCAUGAGGAGGAGGAGGCGGAGGAGGGGCCAAACAGUGGGAGCGAAGACGUGGAGGAGGAAGAGGAGCUAUGGAAGCAGACGGAGGGUCUGGAGGGAGGCGCAGCAGCAGCGGCAGCGGCACCGGGGAGUCUAGCGAUUGGCGGCGAAGGCGGGGUGCUGGCGGAUGUGCGCAGCAUCCUGGCGGGGUGCUGGUGUACGAGGCGCCGUACGCACCGGGUAUCCUGGACCUGCGCCCCGACUUCACCCCCGGCUGGCCGGAGCUGCUGCACCACCCCGUCUACCGCCGCCGGGUGUUGCGGGACCGGGCGCUGCAUGCGGCGCACAGGCUGCGCUUCCCGGCUGCAGCGGCGGAGGGCGGGCGCCGAGAUGGGGGCAGGGGCAGAGGCAGGGGCGGGAGGGCGUUGGGAGACGAAAGGAGGAAGCGCGAGCGAGUUGUGGAAUGGGAGGAGGAGGAGGAUCAUCAUCAUCAGCAGCAGCCACCCAAGCGGCGGCAGCAGACGGUGGCUCCGGGACGGCAAGGAGCGGACGUUCAGCGCCGGGAGGAGUCUCAGAAGCCGUCGCGGCGGCGGCAGGAGCAGGAGCAGGAGCAGCAGGACCAGCCCCUACAGCAGGUAAGGGCACCUGCACCUGCGACGCACUGCCAUGCAUGCACCACAUCUGUAGUUGUCCCUGUGGCCCAACCCCUCUCCCCUGCCCACCGCCCCGGAGUUGUCACAGUCACACAAAAACACACCUGCUCUCACCCUUCUCCACAUCCUCCACCCGUAUGA